UUACCAUGCCGUAAAGCGCCUCGUCCGACCUGCCAGUGAAGAGAGAGACAGAAGGCCUUAAAGCUUAUAAAUUCAUAGACGAUGAGAGCAGGGUUAUCAAAACGCACUUUCAUUUCAUAGACAGUGUUAUCGUCUUCCUCACGAUGAUCAUAGAGCAUGUGGAAGCCUUGAAGUCGUGGCUGGCAAAACUCCUGGAGCCGAUAUGUGAUGCUGACCCCUCUGCAUUAGCCAACUAUGUGGUUGCUCUUGUGAAGAAGGACAAACCGGAGAAGGAGCUGAAAGCACUCUGUGCCGAUCAGCUUGACGUCUUCCUACAAAAAGAGACGACAGGAUUUGUGGAUAAACUAUUUGAAUGUCUGACAACAAAGAACUACCUGGGAAGUCCUGCUGCCAAGGAGGGUCCUAAAGAGGAGGUCAAACCGCCUACAGUGAAGACAGACGUUGUGGAGGUUGAAACUCAAGAGGAGGAGAGAGAAAACAGGUGGAGGAGAAGUCCUCUGAGAAAUCGCCCUGACUUCAAUGAGUCCAGGAAUCGAGAUGACAGGAGACGAGAUGAGCGCAAGCGCCGCGACUUCGAUCGGUACGGGAAGAGCAGCAGCGACUCCCACCGCGAGCGAGAGCGGCACGAGCGUCGCAGGGGCAGCCCCCGGGGGAGGAGCUACAGCCGCAGCCGGAGCCGGAGUGGCAGCCGAGGAAAGAGCAGGGACAAGGAACACAGAGGAGGCAGAGAUUUUAAGUCAAAGUUUGAGGUGGAAAGAAAGGAUAACGACGGCUACAACUCUUCAACCACGUCCGGCCCCCAGCAGCAGCAGCAGCAGCAGCAACACCAGCACCAGCAGCAGCAGCACCAGCAGCACCCUCCGCCCCUCCUGCCCCUGCCCACACCUCCACACCCCUUCUCCUCCUCGUCCUCGUCGUCCGCCGGAGGCGUUCCUGUAGCAACACUGGCUCACCUGCCCGAUAGCACGACAGACAGCUGGUCUGGCUACUAUGGCAACCAGAGGCGAGAUGUUGUCGGGAAGCCGUUCAACAGCAACAAGGUUGUUUCACUCAAACAGCGUUGCAGGGAUUACGAUGAAAAAGGAUUUUGCGUCCGCGGUGACCUCUGUCCAUUCGACCACGGCAACGACCCUCUCAUCGUGGACGAUGUCAAUCUACCAAAUAUGAUUCCAUUCCCGCCACCGCCUGUAAUGCCCCCCGCCGGCCUGCCCAUGCCCCCGAUCACCGAGCCGCCCCCUUCCCUCAGGAUACCGCCGAUGCCACCUUAUGGCCAGCCGGCACCACCGGGCGUCUUUCCCAUAAGUAGACCCCCACUGAUAGCAACUAGUGGGAUCGAUACCCCCAACCACCAAUCUGCAAUCACUUCCUCUCCUCCUAUUGGACCGCCUGGCGUGGGGCUGCCGCCUACUCUUCCUCCUCCUCCUCUUCCUCCACCUCCUCCUUCGUCCUCAUCUGUGUCUCUUCAUCCUCAAUAUGUCCAGUCUGAAUAUAACUACGAUCCAGAGGGCUACAACCCAGAAUCCCCAGCCCUGACCACAGCAGGCCGUAACCAGUACCGUCAGUUCAUUCCCCGCGUGCAGACCCAGCGCUCCAACCUCAUCGGCCUCACCUCCAACGAAGGACAAGGGUCCAGAGCUGCAAACAUAGUGAUCCAGACGGAGCCGGUCACUGCAGCCAGCACUCCUGGAAGUAACGUGUCCCGUUUCAACUCGGAGCAGGACAGCAGGAAGAGAAUCAUGGGACACAGUACAGCUGAGGGACCAGUGCCUAAAAAACCCUGGAUAGAAAAGACAAACUUCAACAACCAACAUAAGGGCAUUUUUCCCAAGAGGAAUCACUACAUGAACACCAAGCUGGAGGUUCGCAAGAUCCCCCGAGAGCUCAACAACAUCACCAAGCUCAAUGAGCACUUCAGCAAGUUCGGAACCAUCGUCAACAUACAGGUUGUGUUUGGUGGAGACCCAGAGGCGGCGUUGAUUCAGUACACGAAAAACGAAGAGGCCAGGCGGGCCAUUUCCAGCAUCGAAGCCGUCCUCAACAACCGCUUCAUCCGAGUGUACUGGCACCGUGAGUGCGGCGUCAACGCCACAGGGCUUCAGCAGCAGGAGCAGAGCUCGGGGAGCCUGGCGGCUGGAUUAGCCCCCAGCCAGGGGCUACAGCACAGCAACGUGCACAAGGGAAUUAAACAGCACAGUCCAGCUGCAUAUGUUUUGAACAACACUGUACCAAAGCAUCGCCUGCCAGCAGCGGCUGGCAACACAGCUGCAACCAGGACGGACAGUCUGAACCCAAACACGGAUGCCUCCGCAGUGGCGCCUGCGCUGACAAACACCCAGAAGAGCCCCUACACUUCUACAGCCCUCAAGUCGUCCUCAAAGAGCCUUGGGAAAACGGGAAAAGCACUAGAAGCACAGGAAGUCCACAAGAAGAAACAGGAGGCAUUAAAACUCCAGCAGGACAUGAGAAAGAAGAAGCAAGAGAUGCUACAGACACAGAUCGAAUGUCAGAAGACCUUGAUAAACCGCCUGGAGAAGAACCGAGGGAUGAAACCUGAGGACAGAGCCAAAAUCAUGAAGACCCUGAAGGACCUGACAGACAAAAUCACCCAACUGCAGAACGAGAUGAAUCCAGCCUCCCAGGUCUCCAGCACCAAAUCCAACCACAGUCAGACAAAGACCAAGACCGAUGCCCAGAAGGAACUGCUGGAUGCAGAGCUGGACUUUCACCAAAAGAUGAGCUCCGGAGAAGACACGACAGACCUCAAGAGAAAACUGGGGCAGCUACAGGUGGAGGCGACGCGGUUGGGUCUGAUCCGGCCUCCGGCAGGUCGCGGUCGGGGUCGAGGGAAGAUGGCACUCGAGCCCGGUUCGAUGCACGUCGGCCGCGGAAGGGGCCGGAGCCGGGAGAUGAUGGCUCGCGGCGGGACCGUGAACCGCAUGUCGGUCGACCACAGACCCAGAGCCCUGGCCAUCCUGGGGGUCACCAAGGAGGAGAAAGAAGAGCUGAUGCCACACUUUGUGAAAUUUGGGGAGGUUGAGGAUCUCCGUGACCAAGACGCUAACAGUGUCGUCAUGACCUUCAAAACACGAAGCGAAGCAGAGAAUGCAGCUAACCAGGGAGCUAAGUUCAAAGGUCGAGUCCUGCAGAUAUCCUGGUACAAGCCCAAGAUGCCCUCUAUUGCAACGGAGCCGGAGGAGGAAGAGGCUAAAGACGAGGAAAAUAAGAAGGAAGCUAGCUCUUAUUUGCCCGGUGAGGAGGAAGAGGAGGAGGAAGAGGACGACGACGAAGACGACGAGUACGAGAGCCGAUCGUGGAGACGGUGAAGGUGUCGUGAUUCGUCGGCGCCGGCUCUCCGGCAAACUCAGUAGUUCCUUUUCUCUCGCGUGAAGAUAAAAUCAGUUCAACAGAACUUUUUUUUUUUUUUCCUUUCCAGUAUUUUUCAAACUAAGUAAUUUUAGACUCUAAUCAAAGUAAAAAAUAAAAACAAACAUCUUCACUUUAUUGUACGUCAAUAGAAGUUUUAGGGGGCCGAGAGCUUUUUGUGUCCCUCGACUAAACAAUUAUUUAAAACCUCUCACUUUUGCUGAGAAAGAUAAAUGUUAAGUUGUUCUUAUAGAUAGAAAAAUAAACCUAUGUAAGUUUGAGUGUGCAUACCAGAUGAUUAAUAUCAGUAAUGCACAACAUUUGUGUCUACAGUGAAUAGGUAUUUUUAUACAUACUGUAUUUAAGCUCCUUUCUCACUAGUUUUUUGAAAAGAAAAACCCUUGUCCUCCGAUCAGGGACAGCCAUUCCAUCACCAACAGAACGUUCUCUGUCGCCCGCCAGAUAUAUUUAUUUUUUGUACCUAUAUUUGGCACAGUUAUGGUAUGGUUUUCCAUUUCAUUUCAUUUCUCACAUUUUUUUUUUGGCAUGGUCAAAGCCCCAAAAUGUAUAAGGAUCCACAUAUUUUUUUUUGGGGGGGGGGGGACGACACAUCGUGGCAUGAACGCACUCUAGUUUGUGCAUGUUGUAUUCUUAAACAAACAGAAGCCGCUCCUCUCCCAGCAGCAGCCGUGCAGGUACAGUAGGAUUCCAGUGCAAUAGGAAACAAACAAAAAAAAACAAACUAUAAACAAUGUUUACAAAUUGUCAUUUGUCAUUUCCCCACUUCUUGUCCUGCUGUUCACAAUGUCCAGUGCCACUCUGUGUAAAUACAAACACCCCCACGGGCGUUCUACGUUUUCUAAGAGUGUCGAAACAUUCACCUGACAGGACAAGGAUCAGAUCACCUAUUUAAAAAAAAAAAAAAAAUGUGAGAUCCAUUGAUGGGUGUCUAAAUGUAAUACUGAACAGUUGAUUUUGAUAUAUAUCUACAUAUAUAUAUAUAUAUAUUAUUUCUUUGCCUUACACAAUCAGCAGAUGGCUGAAUUUUUACAAGAUUUGUGAUUUACUUUUGUAAAAUUUGUAAAUGAGAAAUUACUGUUUGCUGGGGGUUUUUUUGAGUUUUAUUUUUUUCCUGUCAUUUAAAAGGAAUGGCGAUGGUUCACGUCAGGUCGAGAAGGUUAAGACAAGGGUGCAUGAUGUCUCUGCAUAUUCGCUAAGAUUUUUGCAUUCGUGACCGGUUCCACGCUGCUGUUUCACUGAUUUUGUCAUUUAAAUAGCACAUUUCUCAACAAAAAAAGCAUUCAGAGCUGCUCUGAUGAAAGGCACGAGGGAGGAGGAGGUGAUGUCACGCAUGCACCCCCCACCCCCAACCACAAUAUUAUUUGUACAUUAGUGCAGCUUUGCCGGCAUCUGAAUAUUGUCGGACAAAGUGCAGACACAAUGUGCAUCUUUCACGAGCACAGGUUUUAUUUUUGCCUUCACACAUACUGUACGUUAGGAUCCUUAGGGUGGGAGGAAUUAAAAAAAUAAUUACAUUGCAUUAAAAACAUUGAGCACAUUGUGAAAACACAGGUUUUUGUUAGUUAUUUCUAGUGUCGCCUCCCUCAAACGAAUUUCUAUAUUUACAUGCAGCCUAAUGGAGUUUUGUUUGAAGUAUCAUAACAUCAUAUCCGGUAAAAAAAACAACAAAAAACAGUCAUAUUGAACCACCACAACUUAGGAGAGAUAUUAUUAACUCGUAACAGACUCAGUCAUUUACACAAUCAUGCAGUCAGUAUUUCUGGCAGUAAUUAUUAAUUUCCUCCCACCUUCAGCGACGGCAGUGCUCUCGUUUGGAUUUCAUAUCUCACUGUUGUCGAACCGUUCACGAGCCUCUUGCCAUUAACUUUAUUGUCCCAUUAAAACCUUUUGAGUUCAUAUUCACCAUCACUGUCGGUCAAAGUGAGGUGUUCAGGUGUGCGACGGAAAGCUGAAGCUUUCCACUUUGCACUCACUACUUUAAUAUGACCUGCUCACGUGAUAGGUUUUUAAUUUUUUUCUGACAGUUUUGAAGGACAUACCUCUACUAGCAGGGUUCAUGCUUGUGUGUAUGUGAGGACACAGAGAAGGUCUUUCUCGCUCCCCCCCCACACUUUUUGUACUAUCAACUGAAUGCUACGAUCCCCAACAAUAGUGUAAAAAAUGUAAAAUGUUUAUUGGAUAAUAGUUUUGGAUUUGUUACUGUUUAUAUUUACAGGAUGUGGAUGUAUUUUCUUCUUGUAUUUUGUUUGUAAAAAUGGGAUUUCUAAUUUACGAGCAUGUUUGCUUUUGCCAAUAAAGAUGGAGGAAUGGGGGCGCUUGUAAAGCGAUCAAAAAAAAAAAGAGAAGAAAAAAAAUUACAGUUUCAAUUAGAUCUUGGAGGGGGGAAAAAAGAUUUUGAGUUUUAAAAAAAAAAAAGAAAACUGACCAAAGAACGGAGUCAACAUUGGCAAGGACAAAAAAAAAAUCAAGCAAAAGCAUUCCAGAAAAUAUUACCCUAAAA
This is a messenger RNA of Scophthalmus maximus (turbot), 5884 nucleotides long. RefSeq names its product RNA binding motif protein 27 (gene rbm27). The coding region runs from base 144 to 3323 and encodes 1059 amino acids. NCBI's taxonomy places the organism in Eukaryota, Metazoa, Chordata, Actinopteri, Pleuronectiformes, Scophthalmidae. Gene Ontology annotation, cellular component: nucleus. The record is from RefSeq and is a predicted model, not a curated record. The transcript has 21 exons. Gene Ontology annotation, molecular function: RNA binding; metal ion binding. Gene Ontology annotation, biological process: mRNA processing.